UGCAGACUGCAGAUGGACUGUUUGUUGUAGUUAGCAGUAGAAUGGGCUGUUACUGGAUUUAGUUAUAGAGAAUAUUUGACUACAACGAUAAAUAUGAAUUAAUUUAUUUACUGUCUUUGUAAAUUUGUAUUACUUCAAGUGCAUUAUCCAAACAGAUAUUCACUGAUUAUUUUUAUGAUCUUGUUUAAAAAUACUGGAUUUCAAAAGAAUUACAAAAUGAAUCAACUUUAUAGCACAUAAAGAAGGAAAGCUACUUAAUUUAGCAAAAAUGGACGUGAAGCGAGUUACAAUAUUCUGUUUGUUCAGGAUAUUCCUGCCGUUUGCGCUUUUAUCAGCCGUGGCCUUUCGGUUCAAUUUUAUGUCAUUUGUGUACCUCCUGUGCCUACUUGUGAAUCCUCUACUCUCUGCGCCUUCUCCUCGCUAUCUGAAGACUGUGAUAGGUCUGAGCAUAUCCUUUUGUCUGUGCCAUGUUAUUUUCCAGUCGGUGAUGCUGAGCCUGGGAAACUAUGGUUCCCUUAUAGAUUACUGUAACUGGAAAGGGAGAUUAUAUGCCUUAUUCGGGUUUCAUCGCUACGACUCCAUUAGCAUCCAAGAUGCUCUGCGCCUGGCAGGGCUGGACUUUUGGGUCAUGUUCGCCUCCGUCGGCGUGUUUGUAGCCAUUGAUAAGCUCCAAGCAGUUCAACAGACCCCGCCGCCGGCGGAAAAUCAAGAUCUAUCGGAUGGGGAUAUCAUCAGAAGACCGGUGCGAAGACGCAAAAAACGGAAAUCCGAAGUUCUGUACUGGACUGGAGAGGCGUUUGUUCUCUUCUUCUUGGCUGGUGCAGGGAUUCUGUAUCCCUCCUUGUCAUCUGCUGUUUAUUUUCUUGUGUUUUUAACUGUUUGUACAUGGCUGUCGUGCAAUCGAAAGAUUGGUAGAAAGUAUCUCCAAUCGAAAGUACCUCUUUUAGUGUAUUGUGCCGUGCAUUUUGUGAGUAUCUAUUUAUAUCAAGUUGACUUUGUUCAAGAUUAUAUUCCACCGGAAAGCCUUCCUGCAAGAUUAGUUGGUCUUCCAAACUUAGUACUUCAUAACUGCUCGUCUCCAGAUCCGCGAACCCUUAUUUUUCAAGGUCAUUCGUGGGCCAUUUACGCCAGUCCUUUCUUUGUUCUCAGUUUGUAUUGCUUGCUCGCUUUAAUUAUUAGGAAGCAGUUAAUAGCUCCGGCGGUCGAUGAAUGUAAGUACGACCCUCCCAUGUCACGGGCCGACUCGAAACAGAGCUCUCAGUUCUCCCAGAGCAGCGUGAGGAGAAGAAAAUCGUCUAGAAGAGCUACUCGAAACCAACAAGAAGAAAGAGCAAGAGUAGGUAGAACUUCUUCUGUAAGAAAAUUGCUAGACGAAGAUCACACUGGCCGCUCGUACAGAACAAUCGACACCGGAGAAGCUGCAGCGAAAGAGACGCUGGCCAUCGAUCCCAAUGGAAGCAUCAUCUGGACAAGUGAAAGCGACAUGCCCGAGAUCGUUGUAGAACCUCUAGAAGUUGAUAAACCUCCCGUCUCCAAAAGUUUUAGUUCUAAGCUAAAGAAAGUAUUCAAUCCUAUUUUAUCAGCUUUAAAACUUAUUGCAAAAGGAAGCUACAUAGCUACUCUGAUUGUCAUGAUGACAUGGAGUAUAACAUAUCAUAGUUGGCUUACAUUCGUGCUACUUCUGUGGUCUUGCAUCAUUUGGAUGAGUCCAAAUUCCCGAUAUGUUUGUUUACGGUCGUCUCCAGCUUUGGUGUUUUACGCCGAAGCACUUUUGCUACUGCAGUACAUUUAUGGACUCAACUUGACAGAAGAAGAACUAUCUUCCAAAAAUGUUGGGGAAAUAGGAUUAGUGAAAUACGGUGAUCUAACUUAUCAGCCACUAACAAUAAAGGUCCUGUACACCGUCAUGUUCUGGAUCACGAUGCGUCAAUUCUUCGAGGAGAGGCAGCAGACGAGCGAGAGAAACAUCGCAGAAGGUCUGACGUUGGAACCUUUUAACAUUUCUUAUAACACUGCAACCCCUGCAUGUCCCAGACCAUCUAUCAAAAGACACUUCAGCAUUGUACCGUCAGUGACGUCACCAAAUCCAUAUAUCCGUGUGGUGGCAGAAACAAUAUCAAAUCUUUUAACAAAAUAUUGGAUAUGGAUUGCUGCAACGAUGCUAAUGGUCAUUUCUCUUGGAGGCCAAGUUGUUGUGGUGUACCGCAUUGUUUACAUGUUCCUGUUUUUAUUUUUUAUUUUAAUGUUCCAAUUUUCAUAUCAACUGUGGAGAAGAAUAAUGUAUGGUUUCUGGCUUACUGUCAUUGUAUUUUCUAUGCUUGUUCUCAUCAUAAUUUAUACAUACCAAUUCAAAGACUUCGAUCUUUAUUGGGAAAAGUACCUGCACGUAUCCAAAAGUGUGCAGAAAGAUUUAGGUUUAGAAAUCUACGAAUCGGAUACGGGCACAUUGUUUGUGAAAUUGCUGACUCCAACUUUUUUCCUGAUUAUAACCAUAAUCCAAUUACAUUAUUUUCACAAGGACUUUCUUCUCAUAAGUGAUAUUCAUUACCGCUCUAGUGAAAACAUAGCUGACACUACUCAGCUGACGACAGCGAGUAACCUGGCCAAUGAUAGCACCGAAACGCACAUCACCAUUGACCAUGAACCUGAAGUGGAGAGACCGAAGAUCCUUAAUCUGAAGACGCCCCCGAAUCUUAAAGGGGCCGGCUCGCCUACCUCAGAAUUGGGUAGUCCUUCGACACCUAAGAAAGAUGACGUAGAAAGCAACAGGGCAGAAAGAGAAUUCAGAGCUGUGAAAGUGUGUUUGGAGAAUAUAUUUAAGGAAGUAUCCCAAGUAUUUACGUAUGUGUCAGAAGUUUUAUGGAGAGUGUUAGAGAUACAUAUUAUAAAGAUUGUUUUACUAUCCACAUUCUGCUUGGCUGCUUAUGAUGUUUGUGCUAUUCACGUUGCCUUUGUUAUUUUUGUUGUCAUAUGUUUACCCCUUCCGGCUUUGCAGAAGUUUUUUUCUCACUGCAUAUCAGUUUGGGCUGCCGCUUUGUUAUUGUCAAAAAUGAUUUAUCAGUUAAAUAGUGUGGACUAUUUAAACUGGCAAACAAAUUGUUCAUCAGUGGCCUUUAUCAAUUCUUCAGAAUUUCCGUAUCCAUUUAAUACAACUAUUGACAACCAUGAUUGGAUUGGAUUCAAAAGAACUCAUUAUUUAGCCGACUACUGCAAGGGAUAUAUAGCUUUGAUACUAGUUCUAACUAUUCAAGCUGUUGUCAAAAUCAGACAAGAGGUAAACCGCAUUCAUUUCAAUUUGCCGGAACCAAAAACUGGUGUCAUAUUCCCAGAUGCUACAAGGUGUACUGCUGAUGACAGUCUACUGGAAUGUUUAAAAUAUUUAGCAAAUUAUUUCUUUUACAAAUUUGGAUUGGAGUGUUGCUUCAUGACCAUUGUAGUAUGUGUUGGCGUAAGACUUGAUGUUUUUGGAUUUUUGUCUGCAGUGUGGCUUUCUUCCAUGUUUCUUUUAAAGCGGAAAACUCUCGCUAGGAUAUGGCCUGUUUAUGUGGCUUACCAAUGCGUCAUUCUUACGCUUCAGUACUUGAUUUGUCUCGGUAUACCCCCGGGAGUAUGUAUAGAAUACCCCUGGACUGAAGCACUGGAGAAAGGAUUAAGAGAAUGGCUUUUCCUACCAAACUUUCAGAAUCCUCUGAAUACUGCCAAAAUUGUUGCUGACUUCUUUCAGUUACUCUUCGCUUGUUGCCAGUUAUUCGUCUUCCGAAUUGAAACUUCUCCUGUGGCCGGACUAUAUGAAGGAGGAAGUAACAAAGAAAUAGACUUUGCUCAUCCAGAGCCAAAUCCAAUACCAGAUUUUGUAACGUGUACCAAAUCCAUCCUGGACAUGCUGAAAGUUCUCAUUUUCUACGCUUUCUAUUGGAUCUCUUUAGCCGUCGCUUUCCAGGCUGGCACGGCGAGAAUCAAUCUGUUUGCGAUGGGUUACGUCAUCAGCUGCUUCUACUUCUUGUGGAAUGGGAAUGAGUUCUAUUUAAAAUCACGACCAGCAUUACUAAGAAUGUGGAAUAUAUUGUUAGCAUACAAUGUGACUGUAAUAUUGAUCAGCUGCUUGUUGCAACUUGUUGGAUGCACUUACUUUGAAUUACUGUGCCGCAAGCAGUGCUGGUUGGUUCAGCUGCUGGGGAUCGCCUGUCAGCAGAGAGCUAAAGAUGAGCCCACCAAAGUGGAAGGAUGCAAAUUUGAGCCCGAUCCCGGCCUUAUGUACGACAUCAUUUGUUUUGCCUUCCUCUUGCUGCAACGGCGUCUCUUCUCGAGUUACUACUUCCAGCAUGUCGUCAAUGAAGUGAAAGCUCAACAAGUGUUAUCCUCGAGAGGAGCCGAAUUGAUUCAUGAAAUACAGAUGAAGGAGGUGCAGGAGCAGCAAGCUAACGAGAGGGAGAUCAUGGAGCGCAUUAAAAAGAAGAUGGAUCGAAUUCGAGCUUAUCAACAAAAAAUUAGAGGAGGUGAAAAUAUGGAACCAGAGACCCAUUUUCAAGAUUGCCCCUCUUUGAAAGGAUGUGUGGAGGUUUUUGCACUAAAUGUUUAUUUUGAAAUGCUGACAUUGCACUCAAGAGCCAUCCGGUCCGGCGAUUAUUACAUGUUCGAGGAUUUUUCGGACGACGACAUCGACCUGGAGCUCUCUGCAAGACACAAGAGGAGCGUCGACGAGGAAGAUGAAGAUUCUGCUGAAGUGAAGGAGAAGGGGCUGAACGCUCUCCUAAGCAAAACUAUCCGAGGAAGCCUGAAACUGGUGGAAGAGCCCCGAAAGGAGUCCGGAGAAGUGGACGAUGUGGAGGACUCGAGCCAGCAGUCGGCCAUCGUCAGCGCUGACCGUGAUGCCACAUCGCAGAAGACAUCACACAAGUCUCCGGAUCCUCUGACAAUCACGAGCAGUGGGCCCACGAUGAGUUUAUCGAUGCCAAGCUCUGCCUCAUCCACUUCAGCAUCAUCGCCCAAAGAGGACACAGUUGCUGCUCUUAGCCCGCAGGACGUCAAACUCCUGGAAGACGAGAAAGAAAAAGAGAAAGAAGAAACAUUUGUUGAAAAAAUCAAGAGAUGGUAUGGAUUUUUCAUUACAUUUGUGAAUAGUGUUCUUAUAAGUACUACUGCAAAACUCAAUGCUGUUUCGAAGGACUAUAGAUUUGUUGCAAGACAACUUUCAAAAGAAAAAAAGCUGCUGAAAGAAAGGUUUAUCCAUAAUGGCUCUUUUGACAUGAAGAGGGCAGAAGAUGAAAUGAAAUGCAAAGAAGAACUUAACAAUAUCCCUGGAUCUUCAAAAGACUUAAAACAAGUAGCUGUAGUGGUGAAGAAAACUAAUUUAGACUUUUUAGGCAGUUGCGAAUUGACGUCGUCUCAAGAUGUUCUUGACGGAGUGUCCAAGAAACAUCCGACGUUCAUGCGCUUCCUGGUUGCCCUUUACUAUGCUGCAAUUUCUCGCUCGGAGCUGCUCUGCUACAUAGUAAUCGUUGUGAACCAGAUGAAGGCCGCCAGCAUCCUGUCGCUGCCUCUCCCCCUACUGGUCUUUUUGUGGGGAACAUUCUCUGUUCCGAGACCGACGAAAGCUUUCUGGAUAACCAUCAUCACAUAUACUGAGGCAAUUGUUGUCUUGAAGUAUUUGUUCCAGUUCUAUUUUUUUCCAUGGAACAAUACUCCUCCCCCUCCAAACAACCCUUUUUAUCCUACCAUUAUAUUCGGUGUCAGGAAAGAUGAAAAUUAUGCUGGCUACGACUUGGCAGUGCUUUUAGUGGUCUUUUUCCACAGAUUUAUGUUGAAGAGUCUUGGACUGUGGAAAGACACCGAAAAGAGUCUGAUCAUCCCCAACGUGGAAGUGACUUCCGAGAGAGGCUCAAUUGAUGACAAAGGCACGAGAGGCUCAAUUGAUGACAAAGGCACAGAGCCUUCGGCGCCACCCCCUGCAAUCAAAGCGUUGCCCGAGAUAAAGAAGGAUGUGCACGACGAUGAAGGUGAAGAACUGGAUGGUUUGGAAGAGUGCUCAGAUGGUGAAGGCAGUGAAAUGUCCUUAUAUGAAGAAUUACCGAAGGUUGAUGUUUCUAAAAUUGUCGGGAAUGUUGUGGAUCCCGUGAAAAUGUUUUUCUAUCACCUACUGUAUCCAGAAUAUCGAGUCACAGUAGAUGUAUAUGCUUACAUGUUUUUUUGUGAUUUUAUAAAUUUUUUCAUCGUGGUUUUUGGCUACUCUGCAUUUGGGACUGAAGAUGCUGAAGCUGUUACUUCCUAUUUUAAAGAGAACAAGGUUCCAAUACCAUUUCUAAUCAUGUUAAUUGCUCAAUUUGCAAUUAUUGUUACUGACAGAGCUUUGUAUUUAAGAAAGUACAUCUUGGGCAAAUUAAUUUUUCAAAUUAUUACAGUCUUUGUAGUACACAUGUGGAUAUUUUUCAUUCUGCCUGCUAUAACUGCAAGGGAUUUCGUGACGUCACCUCAUCUACCGCCAAAAAUGUGGUACUUCAUUAAAUGUUUGUAUCUCCUGCUCUCCGCCUAUCAAAUACGAUCUGGAUAUCCCACACGCAUCCUGGGAAAUUUCUUCUGCAAAAAGUACAACUACGCCAACCUGUUUCUUUUCAAAGGGUACAUGAUUAUACCCUUCCUCUACGAGCUUAGAAGUUUAAUGGAUUGGAUCUGGACCGAUACGAGCAUGAAUGUUAGCAAUUGGUUGAAAAUGGAAGAUAUCUAUGCAAACGUUUUUGUGCUCAAGUGCACCAGACGCGCCGAAGCCGAUUACCCGACGCCGAGGGGAGCCAAGCGCACCGCCCUCAUCAAGUACGGCGUCGGCGGAUUCCUACUCUUCUUCAUCAUCCUCAUCAUCUGGUUCCCGCUGCUUCUGUUCGCCCUCGGGAACACAGUUGGCAGAAGCAACACUCCCGUCAGCUGCACCGUAGAACUCGCCAUCACCGGCUACGAGCCUAUAUUCCGCACAACAGCUCUGCAGCACCAGAUCCACAAAUUCACGAAUGACCAGUGGAAGGACCUAGAAAGAGCCGUCGCCCAGUUGGCCGAGCCGGGAACGACCAGUUUUCUGACUAGCUAUGACAAGGACGACACCGUCCUAAUCGAACUCAGCAACAAUUCCACUUCGAUUUGGACCAUCAGCCCUCCGAGUCAGACUGCGCUCAUUCAGGAGCUGCGAGGUGAGAACGAGCUUAAGAUGGUGUUGUCCUGGUCUUUCCUGAGGAAGAGCGAGGACAGAGAGACGAACCCUGAGAUCGGUGCGCAACGCGAGCUCACUUUGGACGAUAAAAAAUUGAGGCAGAGGCUGGCGGACGCUCUGAGUGUUAACUAUGGGAACGCCUCUACCAUCUUUGGUUCGGUCCCUGAAUCAACUACCAUCAAAGACAUUUUCCCUAAUUUUGUCAAGAUUCCGGGAACGGGGACUUCAUCGGUGGUGACGGCGUUCUAUUCUGGAAAAACCGAAAAUCCGCCAGGCCUAUUCGGAAAGAACCCCUACCGGAGCUUGAACAUUUCCAUGUGGACUGGGGACAUGUUGAACACGUCAGAGAUCAUCAAUGCCACGGGGUCUCAUUACGUGGAGUGGUGGGAAAUUCAGGACGACUGCUCCACUAGAACACCCUAUGCUCUUAGUGGUGUGAACGACUGCAACUUCCUGCGCUUAGUAGCAUUCAGCGACAAGGCGUUCCCGAGUGAGCUGUCUCUCAUUUCGGGCUACGGGAUUGUCGGCUUGUACACGACGUUCGUCCUUGUCGUCUCUCGUGUGGUCAGAGGCUUCGUGGCCGGCACUUCCUUCACGAUAAUGUUCGACGACAUGCCUUACGUGGACCGGGUCCUGCAGCUGUGUCUCGACAUCUACCUGGUGAGGGAGAGCGGUGAAUUCACCCUCGAGGAGGACCUCUUCGCCAAACUCAUCUUCCUCUACCGCUCGCCGGAAAUGUUAAUAAAAUGGACGCGCCCACCCGAACCGGAAGCAGAGGAAGCCGAGGCCAAUCUUCGUUUGCAAUAGUGAAGAGAGGCGCCCCUGGGCACAACUAGUCAAAGAGGAUGGUGCCUGCCUGCAUGUGAUUGUAAAUAGGACAAGAGCGAAUGCAUUUUCACUUUUAUUAUGAACAUUGUAUUUUUAUGGAUGCAUCCUUCAUUGUGUAUCUGUGGUUUUGCUGAGCAUCGAAAAGGAUUUCAAAUUUUUUUUGGUUGGAUGUUUGAAAAAAAUGCACUGGUGGCUGUGCUUAGCACACUUUGGCGCACACGUUGCUGCUGGAAAAAUAAUAGGAAAAUGCCAUUUAUUUUACUACUACACUGCGCAUUUUUUUUAAAAAUUCUGUACGAGCAUUUACAUAAUUCUGUCACGAAUUUAGGAAAUUUUAUUGUACAAUUUACAUUAAUUAGUUGCCAAAAAGAAUCGAUGCAUUGCAAUUUUAUGAUUUCUUCACCGUCCCUCGAUUGACUUGCAUUUUCGUUCACUUUUCCAAGCAUUGCAGUUUAUCUCCUGUAUUUAAUGUAUAGUGAUUCAGUUUUGAAAUCACUUCGUGAAGAAAAAAUAUUUUUAAAGCUUUAAAAUAGAUUUUCUUCCUUAAAUGGUUAAACAAGAGAAAAAAAAACUGAACCGCCGUGCAUUCGAUAUUUCGAUGUAAAUGGCUCCUGAAAUAAACACCGCGCUUGGAAGAUUUAAGUGAAUGUGUGUACGCGCUUUUUAAGUAAUCGGAUCGUAUGAAUGAUUGUCAUUUCUACUGACCGGUUUAAUCACUCUGAGCGUAGCAUAAUUCUUGCAUUCUUUUCUAAUAAUAUUUCGAGAUGCAAACGUGUAAGUGCCGAGUAAAUAAUUUGUAAGUGCUCCUCUAUGUUAUAUUUCCUUGUUACAAUUGUUGUAACCGAAUUUUCGUUUGAAGUUCCCUGCCUGAAACACUGCUUGAUGCAAUUCCUCCUGAAUGUCAGAAUGUUUUUUUUUUUUUUUUUUCCUUGUAUAAUUGUAUAGAUGAUGCAUGCGUCAAGUAUUUUCUUGUGACGCAACAACAGGUAGAUAUCGAUUGUAUUCAUUCACACUGAUCCGUGUUAGAAUAACCUGUAUAAACCAUCUGCUUUUAUAGAAGCGGGGUUUGCGGUACAAAAAGUAUCUAAAAAUAUGUCUGCUUUUCCGUCACUUCACAAACAUAUUUAACUUGCGUAGAAACAUGUGACGCAGUAAUGCUCGGUUAGGCCUCGAGUGAUAGAACUUAUUUGAAUCUUUCCUAUUAAAGAAACGACAGUGAAUGCACAGUAUAGGAUUUAAACUGUUAUAAAUGGUUUUUCAUUUGUACUGAUUUUUAAUUUCGUUGUUUGUCACUAUAAGCAUUAUCCUAUUAGGAUGGUUAUAUCUGUAAUUUAACAUUGUGUGCUUAUCAUGAAUUAUAAAUUUCUAAUUGGCGAUAAAUUUACGUGAAAAUUGCAUUUGGAUGUAAUAGUUCUAUAACUGUAUAUUUUUUAUUAAUGCUAUUUGGUUCAUUUAAUCUUACACUAUACAAUUUCUAAUUUUUAAAUGGCAGUUUUGAAAUUAACAUAAUUAAGAAAAUUCUUAAAAAUUAGCUGAUGUAUGGAUUUAAAUUAAAUUUAAAAAUUGAUUUCCUCUUAUACAAAUCAUAUAUAAAUCAUCUACUUUUACAAAAAAAGAAUCUCAUAAUCAAAGAAUAUUUUAAAAAAUGCUUAUAUGUAUCACUCUGCAGUGUAGAAUUGGAUUUUCAAAAAGAUAUUGUGAAGGAUUCUUUUAAACUUAUUAUUCAAUGAAUUUCAUUGUUUUCAAUUUCAAAAUGUGUCUUAAUUAAUGAGAAUGCAAUGUUUAUUUUUGUACAAAGAAAAAUGCGCUUUUGAACUGCUUUAUAUAUAUGUAUAUUGUAAAUACCGUAUUGUGCAUUCAUAUAUUGGAAAUUUCAUUGUAAAGUGUGUAAACUUGUUAAAUGUAUGUUAUCUGAUCGCUUGAAAAAAAAACAAUUUUCCUAGUUCCUAACUGCAGAGAAAAGUAUGGUAGGUGACGCCAACAUUGGGUUUAAUAUAUUUUGCAAUUUGUUCCAUUUGCAAAGUCCUUUGCAGUUUUAUUAUUGAACAAAUGUGUCUAGAAUAUAAAAUGCUGUUUCAGGAACUCUCCAUUUAACGAUUUUCAACAACCUGCCGAGUGCUCUUUCAUUUCUUUUUUUAAUUCGAUUGCAUAGUAUCAUUAUUUCAUUCUAAUAGAUUUUACAGAUCCAUUAUUCAAAUGGUGAAAUUUUUGUGAAAACUCAUCUUACUUUUUGUAAAAAUAAAUAAUAUUUGAAUUUGGAAAUAUAUAUUAGGUAAUUUUUUUAAAGAAUUCGUAACAUUAUUUCUCAUGGGUAAAUUUAUUUCCAAUGAAGGCUUUGAAUAGUAUAAAUCGAAAACUAUUAUUUUUUACAAUAAGAUAACAAAUAGUCGCAUCGUUUAAUUCUUAACAAUUUUUGCCUCCUUCUAGUCUUAGAUUAGGUCUGUAUCCUGAACAUAAAAAUGUGGUCCUACUUAAAUAUCCAGCAUUAAACUUCCUUGGAAUAAUUUUAGAUGUAGAAAUAGAUUAGAUGAUUUCCGAAGGUGCAUUUCAUGAAUGUCGAUGAAAUGUUAUGAUUCACUCAGCUUUCAUAAUUUUCUGAAAUUAAAUUUUCUAUCUGUUUUUGUUGUAAUAUUUAGCAUAUGUGAAUGGCGAUUUUGUAAAUUUUUACAAUAACUUUCUAAAUAAAGCUAGAAUUUUA
This is a messenger RNA of Argiope bruennichi, 10721 nucleotides long. RefSeq names its product piezo-type mechanosensitive ion channel component 2-like (gene Piezo). The transcript is spliced from 47 exons. The record is from RefSeq and is a predicted model, not a curated record. Bases 269 to 8002 code for a protein of 2577 amino acids. Lineage: Eukaryota; Metazoa; Arthropoda; Arachnida; Araneae; Araneidae.